AUGGCAGCCAAAGCUGCUUUGAAUGGCAAGCAAAUGCGUUCAUUCCAUACAGAUCCAAUGACCGGAGAAAAGACUGGAUAUGCUGAUUUGGAUUAUGGAGCAGUGACGAUCGAAAAGAUUCAAGCACCAAAUGCACCACCUCCUUCUAGCACUUUGGUUUUCGGUCAUAGCUUCUCGGAUCACAUGGUCACUGCAAAUUGGAACUCUUUAACAGGCUGGGCACCUCCAGCAAUUCAUCCUUACAAGCCUUUGGUUUUGGAUCCCUCUAGCGUAAUCUUUCAUUAUGCCCCUAGCUUGUUCGAGGGCAUGAAAGCAUACAAAGACGUCAAUGGACGCAUUCGUCUUUUCAGACCAGAUAUGAACAUGGCACGAUUGAACAGAUCAGCAACACGUAUCGCAUUACCAGAAGUAAACGGAAAAGAAUUGACAAAACUGAUUGCAAAGUUGGUCUCUCUCGAUGCUGAUUUCGUUCCUUCCGAACCUGGACAUUCGAUCUACAUUCGACCAACUUUGAUCGGUACACAAGCUGCCCUAGGCGUUCAUCCUGCCAAUGAAGCAAUGCUGUUCGUCAUCUUAUCGCCUGUUGGACCUUACUUCAAAUCAGGAUUUAAGCCCGUGGCUCUGGAAGCUGACCCCAACAAAGUACGUGCUUGGCCAAACGGUACAGGUAGUUACAAAUUGGGUUUGAACUAUGCUCCUGGCUUGCAACCACAAAUGGAAGCUGCUACCCGUGGAUAUUCACAAAACUUGUGGUUAUUUGGACCUGAACAUCUUUUGACGGAGGUUGGAACGAUGAACUUAUUCACUGCGAUCAAGAACGAUAAAGGACAAACUGAAUUAAUCACAGCACCAUUGAAUGGUUUAAUCUUGCCAGGUGUGACAAGAGAUUCAAUUUUGGGACUUGCACGCGAUCAUGCAUCAGGAAAGAUGCGUAUCGAAGGAUUACCGGAAGAUUUGAUUGUUUCAGAACGUGAGCUAUCAAUGAAAGAAGUUGAACAAGCAGGAAAAGAAGGAAGAUUGAUGGAAAUGUUUGGUAGUGGAACGGCGGUGGUUGUUGCACCUGUUGAUCGAAUUGGAUAUGAAGGACGUGAUAUUCAUAUCCCUGUUGGAGAAGAAGGUGUUGGACCGAUUGCAAAGAGAAUGUUGGAUACCAUCAAUGAUAUUCAAUUAGGACGUAUCGAACAUCCAUGGAGCGUUGCAAUUGAUGAAUUGAUCUAG
This is a messenger RNA of Meira miltonrushii, 1218 nucleotides long. RefSeq names its product branched-chain amino acid aminotransferase II. NCBI's taxonomy places the organism in Eukaryota, Fungi, Basidiomycota, Exobasidiomycetes, Exobasidiales, Brachybasidiaceae. Gene Ontology annotation, molecular function: branched-chain-amino-acid:2-oxoglutarate transaminase activity. The record is from RefSeq and is a predicted model, not a curated record. Bases 1 to 1218 code for a protein of 405 amino acids. The transcript has a single exon. Gene Ontology annotation, biological process: L-leucine biosynthetic process; L-valine biosynthetic process. Gene Ontology annotation, cellular component: mitochondrion.